AUGAGGUGUUAGAUAUAUUGUUUUAGUUUAGGAUAAUUAGAUUAAACUAUAAAUUUAAAAAUCUAGAAUAAUUUGUAACAAUACCUCCCACAGCUACACUAUAAUAGGAGAAAUCCCCAUUUUCAGAUUACCAUCCUUCAUUUGAAAAAAAAUCCAAUUAUCUAGUAGUAAAAUAUUCAAUAUAUAAUAUUUAACUGAAGCAUCCAUUUUAGUUACAAGAAUGGCAACCUUCUGGACAUUUUUCGAUAAAUAAUUAAAUAUCUGAAAUUCCCCAAAUUUAUUCACCUGAAAUUAAUAUUUAAACAGUUGGGCUAUAAUGAUAAACAUAUAAGAACAACAUUAAAAUUAUAAGAAUCUCCACAAAGAUAUUAAGAAUCUGAAGGAUAAUAUAACUAGUUAUGCUUUUCAAUAUUAUCUAUAUAAACUUUAAAUCGAUUUCCAUUCCAACAGUCUAUUCUAUAAUUAUUUCUAAAUAUUUAACCUCCAAAACAAAAAUCUAAAUCUUAAUUAAUAAUGUGGUUGGAGCUGAAAUGUUUUUUGAAUGAAAGUUCGAAAGUCAAAACAAUUUAAACCUCCCAUAAUCAGUUUUGA
Molecule: messenger RNA, 591 nt
Organism: Paramecium pentaurelia
Lineage: Eukaryota; Ciliophora; Oligohymenophorea; Peniculida; Parameciidae
Source: the annotation of a GenBank genome assembly